GCCUGCUUUCUCCUUGUGGUUCAGUCCUUUGGCUAAUGUGAAAGGCCACGCAGAAGUUCUGGAGUUGCUUUUUGUGCUUGACAAAAGUGCACAGAUAGACGACAGGGAUCCCCGGCUGGGAGGAGGGAGGAGAGCUGAAGACCCCCGCCUGGGCUGGCUGACCUAAGCAGUCCAAGUGGGAAGCUGAGUGCUGAAAGAGGAUUAUGCUCGCACUAGAAAUAAGCAGUAAGUGAGCGAAUGGCCAUUAUGGCUUAGAAAAGGAUUAAUCCCCCUGGGGUUAUGGGGUGAAUUAGAAAUUAUUGCUUAACUCUUGAGUAAAACUGUAAGGCUCUGACUCUGAGUACAGCUGUCUGCUGUUCGGAGACGAGGAAUUUAAGUACAAAGUCAGACUCUAAAUGCCUCCUCCCACUUUUAGAAAAUGCCAACUUCUACUCACAGUAGUUGGGGAUAUAUAUAUAAUCUUCUUCCCUGAUGUAGCCUUUUCCCAGGAAAUUUUACUACUAAAUUAGAGAAGGAGCUGGGAUUAAGUUGGAAAGGUGGAAUUUGGUGUUGGCAGAAAUUGCAGUCUGGAAUUAUCUUCUGUGAAUGCUGACAAUGUUGUAUCAAUUAGCAGUGAUUUGCUAAUCACAAGAAAGUCUGGGAAGGGGCAUUAAAAAGGGAAAAUGGAGAGAGAUUAGGACAAAGGGGCUGAGGACAAAGGGGCUGAGUAGUCCGUGUGGGGGAUGAAAUAGAUGUAUAUAAUUAAUAAUAGAUGGGGUUUUUUUUUAAGCAAUAAAUUAGACCAGCAGUCAUUAAAUUAGAAGCGCCUGGAUAAAAAUUAGUUAGAAAAGAAAAUUUUAGUUUCAGUGGCUUUUUGUGCUAGCCAAAAUUUAACAAUAUUUAUAAAGUCAAGACAAUGAUUCAGGGAUACUUGAAGUAUUGCCGUACUUUAUAAAUACUGUUGCUGGGCAAGAUCUGUGGUUCUCUGGUUAGCAAGCUCUGGCAAUGAAGCCACUGUCGCUGGUGCAAAGAAUUCUGGGAUGUCUGACAGUGAAAUGGAUGGAAGGACCCACAUUCCAUCUCUACUUAAUGUCCUUUUGUCCAGAAAUUGGGUCAUGCAGAUCAGCUACUUGAAAAGUAAAGAAAAAGGAUAUGGAAAACUAAGCAGUGAUGAAGACCUCGAAAUAAUUGUUGAUGAAACCCAGGUAGUAGGUGUAACCUUGAAGAAAAAGUGGCACUGCCUUCAAAAAAGUGACCUGACCCUGGCUUUGGGAAAAGGCUCUAGGGCGGCAGAUAAGGCUGUUGCCAUGGUGAUGAAGGAGAUACCGAGGGAGGAGUCUGCUGAAGAAAAGCCCCUCCUUACUAUGACAUCACAGCUGGUGAAUGAACAGCAAGAAAGCAGGCCCCUCCUGAGUCCCUCCAUCGAUGACUUUCUCUGUGAAACCAAAUCGGAGGCAAUAGCAAGGCCAGUUACGUCCAACACAGCCGUACUGACCACAGGCUUAGAUCUCCUUGACCUGAGUGAACCCGCCUCUCAAACCCAAGCCAAAGCCAAGAAGCUGGAGGCUUCAUCGAAAACCUCAUCCCUCAAGAAAAAGGCAGAUGGAUCUGACCUCAUCAGUGCAGAUGCUGAGCAGAGAGCCCAGCCUCUCCGAGGCCCAGAGACAUCAUCUUUAGAUUUAGACAUUCAAACACAACUGGAAAAAUGGGAUGAUGUUAAGUUCCAUGGAGAUCGAAAUAGUAAGGGGCAUUCAAUGGCAGAGAGAAAGUCAUGUUCAUCUAGAACUGGAUCAAAAGAACUCUUAUGGACCUCAGAGCACAGAUCUCAACCCGAACUGAGUGGAGGGAAAAGCGCCCUGAACUCUGAGUCUGCUUCAGAGUUGGAAUUAGUGCCUCCAACACAGGCUCGACUCACCAGAGAACAUCGCUGGGGCAGUGCAUUACUCUCCAGAAAUCACUCCUUAGAAGAGGAAUUUGAAAGGGCAAAAGCAGCAGUGGAGUCAGAUACGGAGUUUUGGGAUAAGAUGCAAGCCGAAUGGGAAGAAAUGGCCCGGAGGAACUGGAUAUCGGAGAACCAGGAAGCCCAGAACCAAGUUACAGUCUCAGCUAGUGAGAAGGGAUAUUACUUUCACACCGAAAACCCAUUUAAGGACUGGCCUGGAGCAUUUGAAGAAGGCUUAAAAAGGCUGAAGGAAGGGGACCUGCCAGUCACCAUCCUGUUCAUGGAGGCAGCAAUUCUGCAGGACCCUGGAGACGCAGAGGCUUGGCAGUUCCUCGGGAUAACCCAGGCAGAGAAUGAAAAUGAGCAAGCAGCUAUUGUCGCCCUCCAGAGGUGCUUAGAAUUACAGCCCAACAACUUGAAAGCUUUGAUGGCUUUGGCUGUGAGUUACACUAACACCGGCCAUCAGCAGGAUGCCUGUGAAGCUCUAAAGAAUUGGAUUAAGCAAAAUCCGAAGUACAAAUAUCUUGUGAAGAGCAAGAAGGGAUCUCCAGGCCUCACCCGGCGGAUGUCUAAGUCUCCAGUUGAUAGCUCUGUUCUGGAAGGAGUGAAGGAAUUAUAUCUGGAAGCUGCCCACCAAAAUGGAGAUAUGAUCGACCCAGACCUACAGACAGGUCUGGGAGUUCUGUUCCACCUCAGCGGAGAAUUUAAUAGAGCAAUAGAUGCAUUUAACGCUGCCUUAACUGUUCGGCCAGAGGACUAUUCGUUAUGGAACCGUCUCGGGGCGACCUUGGCCAACGGAGACCGCAGCGAGGAGGCUGUGGAGGCCUACACACGAGCACUGGAGAUUCAGCCGGGCUUCAUCCGAUCCAGAUACAACCUGGGAAUAAGCUGUAUCAACCUGGGCGCCUACAGAGAGGCAGUUAGCAAUUUUCUCACUGCCCUCAGUCUGCAAAGAAAGAGCAGGAAUCAACAGCAAGUUCCUCAUCCCGCAAUCUCUGGGAAUAUCUGGGCUGCCCUCAGAAUCGCACUUUCCCUGAUGGACCAGCCGGAACUCUUCCAGGCGGCUAAUCUCGGGGACCUAGAUGUCCUCCUGCGAGCUUUCAACCUGGAACCUUGAAGGAAAGGAAAAAUAAUAAUAAUAAUCCCUCAUACGUGUUAUAGUACUGAGAAAUGCAACACUAUUUUAUUAUGAAUUCCAAAAAGGAUAAACCAGAUGUCCAAAGGCCAUGGUGAUAUAGCCCACGGGAAUUCCUCCUGACAACGCCCAGUCUCUGUUCAGAUUCAAAAGCACAAAAUGUUGUAUAUACAGUCAAAGUCAGGUUUGAAAGAAGAAUUGGGAGAUACAAGACCAACCAUGAUAAAGUAACUGUGUGAAGACUCUUCACAGUCUACAAGCAUAUUGCAAAACAGGUUCUUUGGGGGUUUUGUCUCCACUUGCAGAUGAUGACACAUCUAAGAAACUUGCUCACGGGACACCUGGAGAAAGCACUGCCUCAGAUCACAGAAUUCUGAGUGUUUCUCAACUGUCCCUUGAAAUUCCCCCUUUGACAAGAUUGAACAUAGUUUGGGCCAAGGUGCAUGCACAUACAUUAACUCUUGACUAAAGAGAGGCAUUGCUUUAACUGUUCCAAUUUUAACUUUUACUGUAGCCCCUUGAUUCCAGAGAAGGAGCUUUGCUGGCAAAAGCAGUUUUUGCACUAGAAAUUUUUGCUGUUCCCAAUCAGAACUUUUCUGGGACUGUAUAUAUGCACUUUAAUAUCUUGUUUAUGCCUUGCUGGAGUUUUGUUUUGUUGCUCCAAUUUUUAACUUGGGGGUGGAAGAGUUAAGAACUCAGCCUUGUUAGAUCAAUGGACCAAAUAAAAAUUCCUGAAAAUCGUUUUCAUAGUGUAGGGUUUUGAAGGAGUGUUUUUCUCAAAACAGAUAUGACAUAGAGUAUAACGAUGUCAAACUGAAACCUUACUCACGUGCUUUCUGGGACUAUAUGAACUUAAGCAAGAGAUAGGAUCCUGUCUCUUCAUGCAUUCUCUGUAGGGAGAGAAUUUGAUGAUGUGGUUUCUAUUUACUUGCUUAAAUGUCAUAUCUCACUUGCUUUCUAACUACCCUGCACACCAAUAUUCCCUUUAAAAUGUUAAUAUUUUAAAUAGUAUUUCUUAAAAGUGAUACAUUUUUCCUAAAUAUUAUGUGUUUUCUUAGUUCCAUAAUCUGCACCACUCACUCUUUUGCAUUCUAAGGACAGAAGAUCAGUAUUUUCUAGCUGAAUCUCACUGAAUAUCCAUGGUUUAAUAGGAAAGAUGCAUGCCCUUUUGACUCUCAUUUUGAACUUUUAUCAAGUAUCAAGGACUUCGUGUUGGCAGUGAUGCUUUAAUUGGUUACAUUCCACCCAGUUCUUCAGAGUGUUUUGUGCCUGUUGGUUAUUUGGAAAGACAUCAUUUUUUUAAGGAAUUAGAAAAAUUGCAAAAUGUUAACCAAAAUAUAAUUUCACUAAUGUCCAAUCUAGUAAUUUGACCUAGUAAGUUGUCCUGUUCUUCUUCAUCUUGUCCCCAUCUUUCCUCAAGAAUCUUCCCCCAAGCAAUACGAUCCCAACUUUUUCUUUAGGUUCUUUGGUUAAUAAUAGCUGGUUAUAUGCAUGAUUAUAAUUACCAAGCAAAAGAGCAUUUGGGUCAAGAUAGUUUAAUUGACUGAGGAGUUAGCUUCCAUGUGGGGUGCAGUGUGUGCACAUGCUGAGAAAGCAAACUCUAGGUGCAGGCAGAACUCUUCUCCUGUUACCUUGGAAAUCCCUGGGAAGAGGCCACAGGGAAAUGUGAAACCACAAGUCCUUGAGGUUUACAUAUAUUAUAAGCUACUCUAGUUAUAAACAAAUUGUUGAGGGUGUUGUGGUGGUUGGUGCCAGGCUUUUUCCUUCAUUGUCAAAGCUCACCUGGGCAAGGUGCUGCCUCCAGGUGGACAGCAGGAGGCAGAGGCAUUAAGGCAUUUACUGUUGGGCAGUAGCGACAGCUCAGUCUUUAGCCUACUUCCCUGCAGUUUCAGAAGCUCAACAACAUUUUCAAAAAUGGUAUUCUUUGGAAUGUUAGAAUCCUAGAAACUCAGUCCAGGAAGGAAUCUUGAGGAGCCUCCAAUUCAUCACAAUUCCUGCUUAAAUAUCCCUGAUAGAGUAGGUUCCACUGUCUCUGCUCCCCUUCCCAACCCCUGUGCAUUCCCGGGCUGGCCAGGUGACUUGCAUCUAUCAUAGUCCAUUAGGAGCCUCUGAACAAAGGAUUCAAAGCAAACUUUUUCAGAGGUUUUGCUCAUGGUGCCAUUCUAUUCUUUCAAUAGUAACUGAAUUAACAAUUAUGACAAGCUGCUUUCUUAGCUUUACUGGCAUUACAUACAUGAGACCAGCAACAAUUUAAAGCCUGACAAUAAGAGUUAUUUUUUAUUAUAUUUUAAUUAAAUGUGGGAUACUUUAAUAUAAUUUGGUUGUUGCUAAGUAGUGGCAUAUUUGGGGGUCCAAGUUUUGUUUCACUAUUGGAAUACAAUGUAACUUCAAACUCCAACGACUUGUGUUAGGGGAAAGUAGACAAUUUUCCGUUUCCCCUUAUAAUUUGGUAAUUUGCAGACCAUGUAGUGGGACUUUCUCCCAUAUGUCUGCUGUCCACCAGAACCAAGAUUUUCAUAAGCUGUAGCCUGUCAGGAAAUGGAGAAUUAUUGCCCAAGACAUUCUUCAAUAUUUUUAAAUAAAAUUAAGUAGAAAGUUACUAAAAAGCAAGGAAAAGUUUAUAGAAAUAAGAGUACCACCAAAAACUAAGUAGCAAGAUUUUACUAUAGUCUUUAUUGUAUAUGUCUUUUUUUAAAAGUAUAUGCAUGCACACUUUUUAAAGGCAGAGCAACAUUUGGGCAUCUUAUUCUCAUCUUGUAAAAUUACUCUUUCCAUUUGAAAGGGUAGGGUGUCCUUGAUUCCCUUUGGGGGCACUCUGGGAAGGCUUUGAGUUGCUUGUUUCUUGUGUUACUGAGUAGUAACCUAAUAUCUCUUAGAGGAUGGUACAAUUUUACCAGAAUGGCCAUUCAGGUGCCUAGAUGUGACUUUUAAGGACCGAUCUCACCAGUAGGUGAGAUGAAAAUGCAGAGGCCAGUGAUUACUGAUGAAUUUUCAAAAUUUAUAACUAUGUGUCAUAGGCUGUUUCUGUGUGCUCCUGUACCUUCACAGUGAGGAGGAGGGGAGGCACGGGGAAGAGGAAAACAGACAAAGCAUCCACUUGCUGGGCCAUCAUACUGAGUCAUCAUUCCCCUUGCUUUUUCCCAAGAUGACUCCUUAAAAGAAGGGCAGAUCUUGUCAACAAGGGAACUUCAACAGAAAACUGAGCUGUACUUUCUCAGCCAAUCUGUAUUUCAACUAGAAUGGCAAAUUAGUGAUACUUAACUGGGUUAGAAUGUCUAGGACACACUUGCAGAAUUUUAUGCCACGUUCCUUACUAUUUUCUUUAAAGAGAGCUAUUAUGUCGACUCUUAGACCCAUGUCUAGAUAGUCAUACUAGAUAAAUCUUUCUAGUAUAUUCUUGCUAUACAAGCAAGACUUGAACACAACUGUAGCUAAUCCCAUUUAUGACAGGAGUUGCCAAACUCUAUACCUGAACUUUAUCUGUGAGCUCCUUGGGAAUAGAAAGCAAGAUGAUCAUUUUGUGUCGCCUCCUCAUUUGCCCUUGCAUCGGUUCCAUAAGAGUGCACUGUACUUUACAUUAGUUGUCCCUGCUAUUGUUUUUAUACCUUGAAAUUCCUCUAAAAGCAUUGUAGGAACAGGGUACUCUGAAGGCUUAAUUUGUGUGCCAUUUCUUUGAGGUUUCCCAUUUUAGAAAUUAUUACAGAUGCACACACAUAAUUUCAACUUUGUAAAAUAAUUUCAAAUAUAUUCCCUCUCCAGAUUUUACUGAAGUGUCCCUAGCAUCUCAGUAUUUAUAGAACUGAUUGAACUUAAACUGUUUUGAACUAAGAAGUAGAGAGAUAUAUAUAUUUUUUUAAAGAGUGUUCAUAGAUGAACUCUGGCAUAAGGUUUGUAAAAAGGCAGUUUUUAAAAGUAAAACAUAUAACCUCAGGUACGAAAAUAACGCAUGCAUUAUUAGUACUUGCAAAGCUGCCUACUCAAACAUUAACCAAAGCAUGCAAGAUAACAUUACUGAAUGUAAAUUUACCCAGUGCAUGGUUAAGUCUCAUAGGUUAGCUUGUUUUUCCUUGCUUCUGAACAAGGAAGCAUUUUCAUGAACUUUAUGUUACAGUUUUUCUGUUUGUUUUUGAUAUCCUAUCCUUGAGAUUAUUUUCAUGCUAUCCCAAUAAACUUUUCAGAUAUUCACAGGUCUGGUUUAUGCAGUGUUGCAGCCAGGGCCAAACUAGUACUCUGAGGAAUCCAGGUACUUAGACAUCCAAACGAUUUUUAAAACCUAGUGGAGGCACAACAGAUCUAAAACUGAAACAAAAUCUAUGUCUAAAUGCUACUGAAUCAUGCUGAUUGCCUCAGUGCAAUCUGGAGUUCUAAAUUCUAAGCAGUGCAUUUCAAACUUUUCCAAAAGUUAAGGAAUAAAUUAGAAAUACUGAUGUUCUAAAUAAGGUGGUGAAGUUAAGGCAAUGUCAGUCAUAUGAAAACCAUCAUAAGGCAAAGGGGACACGGGGCCUUAAUUUCCACAAAUGCCACAUAGUGAGUGUGUGGGGUGUCACACCAUUGUCUCAAAACUACCCUAUUUACAUGGCAGAUGAGCUAUUUGGGCCUACAUCACUUGAGACAAUAGACUUGGUCAAAGUGUCUAAACAUACUGAAAGCCAGGGGUGACAAGGUGAUUUCAUGGUUACACGGAACCAACGCUGAAGUCCUCUCACUGCAUUUUACUUUAGCCACUGCUUCAUGAAAAAAAUGAGACCAGAAAUAGAGGAAGCAAAGCUCAGAAGAUGUCAGGGGAUCUUAUGUCAAUAACAGCUUGGUCACCACUUCAUACACACCUGUGCCCCCCAACAUGCAUACUUAUGAGCUCAAAGACAGACUUCCCCAAGCAAGAGCAAGACCAUUGUGUGGAGGCAUGAGACAGUGAAGAGGGGAGGACAAAAAAAAUUAAAUUGUGAGGUUUUACAAGUUUUGAUGCAGGACUUUGCUUUGAAUAAAGUUUCCACUACCUGGAACCUCUGCAGAAAUACCAAAAUAACACACUCUAGAACAAGUGCCCAAUCUCAGAACUGUUUCCUCAGGACCCUGGUUACAAGAAAAUACUAACUUGCAAUUUUGCAGGGCAUUGCAGCAAAACCCUCACAGGCUCUUCGGUACACUUUUAGAAACCUGCACUCAAAAUAAUACUAAGGUGAAAAAAAGGAGGCAGUUCUUUGCUCAAAAAUAAAACUUGUGUAGUUUUCUUUAAAUUUCUUGGAGAUGGAAAUGCUUUUAAAAAAAAAAAAA
This is a messenger RNA of Manis javanica (Malayan pangolin), 8330 nucleotides long. NCBI's taxonomy places the organism in Eukaryota, Metazoa, Chordata, Mammalia, Pholidota, Manidae. The record is from RefSeq and is a predicted model, not a curated record.